This is a messenger RNA of Orycteropus afer afer, 2049 nucleotides long. RefSeq names its product GRB2 associated binding protein 1 (gene GAB1). Lineage: Eukaryota; Metazoa; Chordata; Mammalia; Tubulidentata; Orycteropodidae. The record is from RefSeq and is a predicted model, not a curated record. The coding region runs from base 1 to 2049 and encodes 682 amino acids. The transcript has 10 exons.
AUGAGCGGCGGCGAAGUGGUGUGCUCGGGAUGGCUCCGCAAGUCCCCCCCGGAGAAAAAGUUGAAGCGUUAUGCAUGGAAGAGGAGAUGGUUUGUGUUACGCAGUGGCCGUUUAACUGGAGAUCCAGAUGUAUUGGAAUACUACAAAAAUGAUCAUGCCAAGAAGCCUAUUCGUAUCAUUGAUUUAAAUUUAUGUCAACAAGUUGAUGCUGGAUUGACAUUUAACAAAAAAGAGUUUGAAAACAGCUACAUUUUUGAUAUUAACACUAUUGACCGGAUUUUCUACUUGGUAGCAGACAGUGAAGAGGAGAUGAAUAAGUGGGUUCGUUGUAUUUGUGACAUCUGUGGGUUUAAUCCUACAGAAGAAGAUGCUGUGAAACCACCUGGGCCCUCCUUGCAAGCACCAGCUGAUUUACCUUUAGCUGUAAAUACAGCACCAUCCACACAGAUGGAUUCAUCCUCUGCUCCUCUACCUCCUCCAUAUCAGCUAAUUAACCUUCCACCACACCUGGAAACUCUUGGCAUCCAGGAGGAUCCUCAAGACUACCUCUUGCUAAUCAACUGUCAAAGCAAGAAGCCUGAACCCAUGAGAACACAUGCUGACUCUGCAAAAUCCACCUCUUCGGAAACAGACUGCAAUGAUAACGUCCCUUCUCAUAAAAACCCUGCUUCUUCCCAGAGCAAACAUGGAGUGAAUGGCUUUUUUCAGCAGCAAAUGACGUAUGACUCUCCACCAUCACGCGCUGCAUCUGUUUCUGUAGAUUCCAGCCUUUAUAACCUUCCCAGGAGUUAUUCCCAUGAUGUUUUACCAAAGGUGUCUCCAUCAAGCACUGAAGCAGAUGGAGAACUCUAUGUUUUUAAUACCCCAUUUGGGACGUCGAGUGUAGAAACUCAAAUGAGGCAUGUAUCUAUUAGUUACGACAUUCCUCCAACACCUGGUAACACUUACCAGAUUCCACGAACAUUUCCAGAAGGAACCUUGGGACAGACGUCUAAGCUAGAGACUAUUCCAGAUAUUCCUCCACCUCGGCCACCAAAACCACAUCCAGCUCCUGACCGAUCUCCUGUGGAAACGUGCAGUAUCACACGCACGACCUCGGACACUGAGAGUAGUUACUGUAUCCCUCUAGCAGGAGUGCCACCAUCACGUAGCAAUACCAUUUCCACUGUGGAUUUGAACAAAUUACGAAAAGAUGUUAGCUCUCAAGACUGCUAUGAUAUACCACGAACAUUUCCAAGUGAUAGAUCUAGUUCACUUGAAGGCUUCCACAACCAUUUUAAAAUCAAAAAUGUGUUGACAGUGGGAAGUGUAUCAAGUGAAGAACUGGAUGAAAAUUACGUUCCUAUGAAUCCCAACUCCCCACCACGGCAACAUUCCAGCAGUUUUACGGAACCGAUACAGGAAGCAAAUUAUGUGCCAAUGACACCAGGGACAUUUGAUUUUUCUUCAUUUGGCAUGCAAGUUCCUCCUCCUGCUCAUAUGGGCUUCAGAUCCAGCCCAAAGACCCCUCCCAGAAGGCCAGUGCCUGUUGCAGACUGUGAACCGCCCCCUGUGGAUAGGAACCUCAAGCCAGACAGAAAAGGUCAAAGUCCUAAAAUUUUAAGACCCAAACCCCAUGGUUUAGAGCGAACUGAUUCACAAACCAUAGGUGACUUUGCUACAAGAAGAAAGGCCAAGCCAGCACCUUUAGAAAUAAAACCUUUGCCAGAAUGGGAAGAAUUACAAGCUCCAGUUAGAUCUCCCAUCACUAGGAGUUUUGCCCGAGACUCCUCCAGGUUUCCCAUGUCCCCCCGACCAGAUUCCGUGCACAGCACAACGUCAAGCAGUGACUCGCAUGACAGUGAUGACCAUUAUGUUCCCAUGAACCCAAACCUGUCCAGUGAAGACCCACAAAAGAGCAGUGGCUCAGGCAGCAGUGUAGCAGAUGAGAGGGUGGAUUAUGUUGUGGUUGACCAGCAGAAGACCCUGGCACUGAAGAGCACCCGGGAAGCCUGGACUGAUGGGAGACAGUCCACAGAGUCUGAAACACCCACCAAGAGUGUGAAAUGA